CCGUCGGGGCGCCCGGGGGCUGGCGGAUCACCCAAGUGUGAGCCCCCCUUGAAGCCCGCGAGGUCUGGGGAGGAGGAGGCGAGGGGAGGAUUUACUGGGCGGCAGAGUGAGAAGGCCAGAGAGGACUGGCUGGGAGCGGGGACCAGAGCGGGACCCCAGCGGGACCUGAGUGCCGUCGCGCCGCCGUUCCGGGCAGGUCCGCGCAGACAUGCAGCGGCGGAGACCGGGCGCGCCCCUGGGCCUCGCCCCCGCGCGGGGGCUCUGAGCGCCGGCCGCCCCCAUGACUGCGCCCUGGCGCCGGGACUCGCCACGCUAAGCCGCCUCGGGACGGAGCCAUGCGGCGCUGGGCCUGGGCCGUGGUCGCGGUCCUCCUCGGGCCGCAGCUCGCGCUCCUCGGGGGCCUCGGGGCCCGGCUGGAGGCACAGAGGACGCAGCAGCCUGGCCAGCGCGCGGAUCCCCCCAACGCCACCGCCAGCGCGUCCUCCCGCGAGGGGCUGCCCAAGGCCCCCAAGCCAUCCCAGGCCUCAGGACCUGAGUUCUCCGACGCCCACAUGACAUGGCUGAACUUUGUCCGGCGGCCGGAUGACAGCGCCUUGAGGAAGCGGUGCGGAAGCAGGGACAAGAAGCAGCGGGACCUCUUGGGUCCCCCAGGACCUCCUGGGCCCCCUGGUCCCCCAGGACCUCCAGGUGCAGAAGUUACCCCAGAGACUCUGCUUCGCGAGUUUCAGGAGCUGCUGAAAGGUCAGCCGCCCCGCACUGCCCAGAGUCCCGACGUGCCUGGGCCCCAUGCUGACCCUGUUGGCGGCCUGUGCCCUCCUCCCCACAGAGGCCACGGAGCACCGGUUCUCAGGGCUCCUGGACCCACUGCUGCCCCAGGGGGUGGGCCUGCGGCUGGUGGGGGAGGCCUUUCAUUGCCGGCUGCAGGGCCCCCGCCGGGUGGACAAGCGGACACUGGUGGAGCUGCAUGGUUUCCAGGCUGUGAGUGGGGCCAGGAGCCCAGAGGGGGGCACUGGGUGGAGCCCCACAGGCAAGACGGGACCACCCACACUCUGACACUCACGGGGCACCCACCCUGCUGCCCAAGGUGCCUUCCUGCGAGGCUCCGGUCUGAGCCUGGCCUCAGGUCGGUUCACGGCCCCCGCGUCCGGCAUCUUCCAGUUCUCUGCCAGUCUGCACGUGGGGCUGUCUCCGCAGACCACAGUGAGCUGCAGGGCAAGGCCCGGCUGCGGGCCCGGGACGUGGUGCGUGCUCUCAUCUGCAUUGAGUCCUUGUGCCAGCGCCACAUGUCCCUGGAGGCCAUCUCAGGCCUGGAGAGCAACAGCAGAGUCUUUACGGCACAGGUGCAGGGGCUACUGCAGCUGCAGGCUGGACAGUACGCUUCUGUGUUUGUGGACAAUGGCUCUGGGGCUGUCCUCACCAUCCAGGCGGGCUCCAGCUUUUCCGGGCUGCUCCUGGGCACGUGAGGCGCCGAGGGGGGCUGGGCGAGGAGCUGCCGCAGGAUCCCGGGGACCCUCCCACUGAUGCCUGUGGUCACCACAAUAAA
This is a messenger RNA of Rhinopithecus roxellana (golden snub-nosed monkey), 1543 nucleotides long. RefSeq names its product C1q and TNF related 12 (gene C1QTNF12). The coding region runs from base 336 to 1463 and encodes 375 amino acids. Gene Ontology annotation, molecular function: hormone activity. The record is from RefSeq and is a predicted model, not a curated record. Gene Ontology annotation, biological process: negative regulation of gluconeogenesis; positive regulation of insulin receptor signaling pathway; positive regulation of D-glucose import across plasma membrane. NCBI's taxonomy places the organism in Eukaryota, Metazoa, Chordata, Mammalia, Primates, Cercopithecidae. The transcript has 7 exons.